This is a messenger RNA of Nothobranchius furzeri (turquoise killifish), 1986 nucleotides long. Lineage: Eukaryota; Metazoa; Chordata; Actinopteri; Cyprinodontiformes; Nothobranchiidae. The record is from RefSeq and is a predicted model, not a curated record.
UGGCUUGGACAGCGUGUCAUGUUACCAGGUGGUGUCUCUGAUGCGAUCUCUGGCACUAGGAGGACGUACAAUCAUCUGUACCAUUCACCAACCAAGUGCCAAACUGUUUGAGAUGUUUGACAAGCUUUACAUCCUCAGUCAAGGUCGGUGCAUCUACAAAGGCUCAGUACCGUACCUCAUUCCCUACCUGAAGACUCUCGGCCUCCACUGUCCCACCUACCAUAACCCUGCAGACUUCAUCAUUGAGGUGGCAUCAGGAGAGCAUGGGGACUUGAACCCAGUGCUGUUUGAGGCAGUCCAGGGUGGAAUGUUUGCAUUGGAGGAGAAGAAGAACCACUGUGACAACGGCACAGUAGUUUGUCCAGAUAAGUAUCCACUGAAAUCUCAGCACAUAGAGAGCCAUUCUUUUGCCACAAGCACACUCACACAGUUCUGCAUUCUCUUCAAGAGAACCUUCAUAACCAUAUGUCGAGAUCAGGUUUUGACCCACCUUAGAUUGAUGUCCCACAUCUCUAUCGGCGUUAUAAUAGGCUUGCUCUAUUUGAACAUUGGGAAUGAUGCAAGCAGGGUGUUCAACAACACUGGAUUUCUCUUCUUUUCUAUGCUCUUUCUCAUGUUUGGAGCACUCAUGCCAACUGUGCUGACAUUUCCUCUGGAGAUGUCGGUGUUCCUGAGGGAGCAUCUGAACUACUGGUAUAGCCUGAAGGCCUACUACCUGGCCAAAACUAUGGCUGACAUCCCAUUUCAGGUGAUUUGUCCCAUAAUGUACUGCAGCAUUGUGUACUGGAUGACAGAGCAGCCGCCUGAAGCCCCUCGGUACCUGCUCUUCAUCGCCCUGUCCAUCUGCACCGCCCUGGUGGCCCAGUCCCUGGGCCUACUGGUUGGUGCUGCCUCCACGUCCCUCCAGGUCGCUACAUUUAUAGGACCUGUCACAGCUAUCCCUGUGCUGCUAUUCUCUGGAUUCUUUGUGAACUUUGACACGAUCCCCAACUAUCUGCAGUGGAGCUCAUAUGUAUCUUAUGUCAGGUGUGUUUACGAUUAUGUAGAAUCUCAGUAGAACAAUUCAUCACCUGAUGCUUUAUUUCAAUAAAGUUUGUUUAUAUUGCGCCAAUUCACAACAAGAGUUGUCAAGUGGUCAGUAAGUCCUUCAGCAGUCUGUGAGGGAUUUAUCUCCUCACUAAUAGUUAUGUCUCUUGUUUCUGUUUAAUCCUGUAUUUCUGUGUGUGUUUUAGGUCAAAUAAGCUUGGUAAUCUAUAAAUUACUUUAAGUUAAGUUGAUUUAUUGGUGAUCAUCACUCCUUUCCUUCUGAGGUCAUUUAAGUGUUGCCAUGGAAGCGCGCCCAUAGGCAGCCAUGAUCAGUUCCUGAUGUGCUUAAUCAGCUCCACUGAGGAAGAAACUAACUGACUGAAGAGAGAGGGGGGAGAGGAGGUUAUCUUGUGUUUGUUUAAGUGUAGUUGUUGUUGUUUUUGUUCUUUUGAGUUAAGGUAGGAGGUAAAUAUGUAAAUAGAUUGUUUGAAAUAUUUGUUGAGAUGUGCUUUAUUGAUUGUAGGAUUUCAAGCUAAUUGUUUCCCCUGCCCAUGUCAUAAUGGUUGGUUCUAAGUUAGCUUUAAAAUGGUGGAUUCGGCACUGUUGUUGGUUGGUUGAUUGCUUGUUAAGGGGAAUCCAUGCCCCAAUGUCAUGGAUUGUUUGUGUUCAGAAAAAAAGGAUAAAAAGUCAGAGCUCUGCAACAUCCUGGACUCUUGCUUUUUCUUCUGUUGACAAACAUCUGGUAACAUCCUGAGGCAGAGGCUCUGUCUGGGCCAAAACCGUACAGUUGGUGGCAGAGGUGGGAUGUGGCGCUGACAUCAAGAGCUGUCCAGUAGGAGUAAUCAUGGGUCCAAAGCAGCAGUCAAAGAGCAGCAAGGCUGUUGAGGCGGAAGUGGUGGAGGAGAUGGAGCAGGAAAUGGCUACGGGGCGGCCGGCCGUAGCUACGCGCACCGGAGAGGA